Xenopus laevis (African clawed frog) is the source of this 1694-nucleotide messenger RNA. It is a transcript of the gene dnz1.L, whose product is annotated as DNZDHHC/NEW1 zinc finger protein 11 L homeolog. Gene Ontology annotation, cellular component: membrane. NCBI's taxonomy places the organism in Eukaryota, Metazoa, Chordata, Amphibia, Anura, Pipidae. Bases 118 to 981 code for a protein of 287 amino acids. The record is from RefSeq and is a predicted model, not a curated record. The transcript is spliced from 9 exons. Gene Ontology annotation, molecular function: palmitoyltransferase activity; protein-cysteine S-palmitoyltransferase activity; acyltransferase activity.
GAGCCCGUGUCGAAGAGGAAGUGACGUAGUUUGACAGUAUGCGCGGCGGCGGCGCUGCUGAUUGGUGCCUGGGCGGGUGUGUUUGUGUUGUAGAACCCGGAAGUAGCCGUGCUGGCCAUGGCGGUCUGUGUGAGGGAUCCGUGCGGGGUGCUGUGUGUGCUGCUCACCUACCUGAGCCUCGGAUACGCCGACUAUGUCAUUAUCCGACACGUCCUGAUGCAUAACUACUAUGAGAGCAUCUGGUGUCCACUUCACGCUGUUGGUUUCAACCUGGUGGUGUUUAUGCUGCUGCUCUGCCACACGAGGGCGCUCUUCUCUGACCCAGGCACCGUGCCCCUACCAGAAACCGCCAUAGACUUCUCCGACCUACGCUCCGGCACCCCCCGCAAGAACGACAUGGGCAACGAGGAUUGGACGGUGUGUAAUCGAUGUGAAACGUACCGCCCCCCAAGAGCCCAUCACUGUCGUAUCUGCCACCGGUGCAUCAGACGUAUGGACCACCAUUGCCCCUGGAUAAACAACUGCGUGGGGGAAAUGAACCAGAAAUACUUCAUCCAGUUCCUCUUUUACACUGCUCUCACCAGCCUUUACGCCAUGGUUCUUGUAGUCACCUCCUGGUUUUGGCCCCCCAAGAAAUUCUCUGUGGAUGAUCCAGACAAAGGACUCCCCGCCCACAGCAACGUGCAGAUAGCUCACUAUAUCCUACUGCUGGUGGAGUCGCUUCUGUUCGGGCUCUUUGUUACAGUUAUAUUCUACGAUCAGAUUGUCUCCAUCAUCAAUGACGAAACGCCCAUUGAGCAGUUAAGGAAGCGAUUGCUGAAGGAAUCCCGCCGGGAGGUCGCGCACACUCGCAAGCCCAAGAUGGCGCUGCUCAGGGAGGUAUUCGGCAGAGGUCACAUGAUCUGCUGGAUGUUCCCGUGUAACUGCGCCCCUGCUGCUGGGGGCCCGGCUUACAGCCACCUACCUGACUACGAUGUGUGACCAUGGCCGAAGCUCUAGACUCUAAACACGAGGGGGCCCUCCUGCGUUGCACCCCGAGUCCUGUGUUAGUUCUGCGUGUCCCUGGUUUAACCCUUGAGUGUUGGUGAGUUACUAUGAUCACGGGGAUAUUCCCAGCCUUUUACACUGGAUCCUUCUCUGCACAGACUACUGCUUAUUUAUAAUGUACUGAGUCUUUUUGUAAGGGAGGGCGGUCCUUCUGCAGGACGGACAGGAUCUGACUCCGCCUUCUCUGUCCAACCACUACCAGCGCAUCUCCCGGACGCCGUUACAGUCAUUGUCAAAAUCCCGCCUCCUCCAGCAUUUUGCUGUCUGCUGAUUGGCUGAGAGAUCCCGAGAGGUCACCUUAUUCGUGCCGAGUCCCGUUGUCGUUUUUGUUUUUUUGUGUAUUUUUGCAGUUUGUUUUUAUGCGCCAGAGAGCUUUGUUCUGGUAAACUUGUCCUUUACAUGAUCUGUCCCUGGUGGAUAUUGUUACUGGUCGUUGUGAGCGUUUCUCGUGUCCUGAUAUUUUCCACCAGGAAUAAAUGAGGGAAAACGAGGAAUAAAUCUUUGGGAACUGUAGGGCCUGACAGUCUCCUGUAUAAAGGGGGGGAUCACCUUUCAGUUAACUCUUAGUCUUCAGUAUAUUAUAGAAUGGACAUUUCUCAGCAACUUUUCAAUUGGUUUUUAUUAUUUAUUAUGAUAAAUUAUAUAUU